CACACACCAACGCACACCAACACGGCGAAAAGCAACCGAGAAUAAAACGCUGCAGAGGCAAAAAGAGGAAAAGAGGAACGAACGUCGGUUCUCUUCUCGAUUCAACACACUUGUCCAAUUUCAUUGCGUUUGCGAUUAUUUUCUACUCAAAAGCCACAACCUAUGCAUCGUAACUUAAUUCAACAACAACUGUGAUCGCCAAACAUCGGAAAAUAACAAAAAAAGCACGUCAAGAAUUGCCAACGCUCCAUUGAAAAAUCCACCACCCCGCCCCCGCAAGAAGAAAACAAAGAAAAGUGCUAAAAAAAAGUGUCGAUUUUUCGGCAAAGUUCAACCCAAAAGCAAUACACAUUGUGCAUUACAACUAAGGAAGAAGGAGGAGAAAAAUCGCAGAAAAAGACGUUCGAAUUCCACACUCUUGAGGUAAGAAACAAAAUCGACACCGAACAGCCACUGUGUCGAUAAGUCCAAAAACCAGAUAGAAAGCGGAACAGGAAUUGGAAGAGGAGACUAAGAACCAGUGUCGCGGAGCCCUUAGUUCAGAGAAGGAAGAAUCAAUCGACAGCUAUGGUCAUGGAUGCGACCCAAUCGCAGCAGCCUUCGCCGCAGUCGGUGGGACGCGAGUUUGUCCGCCAGUACUACACGCUGCUGAACAAGGCGCCCAACCACUUGCACCGCUUCUACAACAACAACUCGUCGUACAUCCAUGGGGAGUCCAAGCUGGUGGUGGGACAGCGGGAGAUCCACAACCGGAUCCAGCAGCUGAACUUCAACGAUUGCCAUGCGAAGAUCAGCCAGGUGGAUGCGCAGGCCACGCUGGGCAACGGUGUGGUGGUCCAGGUCACCGGGGAGCUGUCCAACGAUGGUCAGCCCAUGCGUCGGUUCACCCAGACGUUCGUCCUGGCCGCUCAAUCGCCGAAGAAGUACUACGUGCACAACGACAUCUUCCGCUACCAGGAUCUGUACAUUGAGGACGAGCAGGAUGGCGAGUCGCGGUCGGAGAACGAUGAGGAGCACGACGUUCAGGUGGUUGGCAGCGUUGGCGGCACUGUGGACCAGGCUGUUCAGGUGGCCGGCGAUGUGGUUGCCCAGCAGCCGCAGCAGCAGCAGGCUCCUCCUCAGCCGCAGGCUCAAGUUGUGGUGCCCCAGCAGGUGGCUCCUGUGGCGGCCAGCGGUGCUGCCCCGCAGCCGAUCUUCUUCCCAUUGCCAGCGGGAGCGGCUGCCGGUCGUCCAGUGGCCGUUUUGCCGCCAGCUCCGCAAGCGGCGGCCGUACCACUGCCCGCCCAGUUUACCGUGCCGCCGCCACAGCCCAUCCAAAAUGGAGUGGUGUCCCACGAGGAGCUGCAGCAGCAACAGCAAGUGCUGGUGCCGCCCAGCGUGUCUCCUUUGGUGCAGCAGCAGCAGCAGCCGAGCGGCACUCCGGUGUUGCCCAUUGUUCCAGUGCCAAGUGCGGGCUUCCAGCAAUCGCCACUGGUGGCACCACAGCUCAUCCAGCAGCAGCAGCAGCAGCAGCAACCUCAACAGCUGCCCCCGCAGCAGCAGCAACAGCAGCAGCAGCAGCAGCCCAUCCAGCAGCAACCUUUGCAGCAGCAGCAACAAUCGCUGUCGGAGCCCGAGGAAGUCGAGGUGCCACCGCGCCAGCCGCAGAAGCCCUCCACGCCCGUCGAGGACUUCAAGACCAUCCACGAGCAGCAGCAGCAGGAGAAGUACGAGGCCGCCAAGCAGCAGCAGAACGAGCCAAAGACCUAUGCUAAUCUGUUCAAGUCCACAUCCUCCUCGCCCAGCGGCUUUGUGAAUGCCGCCCUGCAGCAGCAGCAGCAACUUCAGCAGCAGCAGCAACAACAGCAGCAGUCGAUCAGCAGCAACACUUACAACUCGUCCUCGGCAUCCGCGGCCGGCGGCAAUGGCGGUCAGGUUAGCUACUCCACCACCGCCUCUUCCUACAAUAACAGCAACGGAAACUCGCGUCUGGACAACGGUGGUCCGCUGCCGCAGCGCAACAACUCGAUCCGGAACAACAAGGGUGACUUUGAGCAGCGUCGUCCGAGCAACACGCAGCAGUUCGGUGACAAUCAGCAGCUGUUCCUGGGCAACAUCCCGCACCACGCCAGCGAGGAUGAUCUGCGCGAUAUCUUCUCGCGCUUCGGAAAUGUCCUGGAGCUGCGCAUCCUGUCCAAGGCUGGCAACAAAGUGAUGCCGGGCAUGCGUAGUCCGCUGAACUACGGCUUCAUUACCUACGACGAUCCCGAGGCGGUGCAAAAGUGCCUAGCCAACUGCCCCCUAUACUUCCCGGAGAACUCACCCGAUGGCCAGAAGUUGAAUGUGGAGGAGAAGAAGCCGCGCGUGCGCAGCGACAUGGUGCCACGCCAGCCGAUCGGCGGCAACAACCUCAACAACAACAUGGGCCGUUUGGGCGGCAACAACGGACCCCAGUCGCGCCCGAUGGGAAACAACAACGGCAGCGGUGGCGGCAUGAUGCGUAACAAUGCCGGGGGUAACAAUCUCCGUCAGGGAGGCGGCGGCGGUGGCGGCAACGGAGCUCCCCGCUUGGGCGGCGGCGGUGGAUUUGGACAGCGCCAGGACAACCGCACCGGCGGCGGCAACAACCAGUCCAACGGACCGCUGCGCGGAGCCGGCAAUGGACAGAGCGGUGGUGGCAACUACGGACGUCGCUAAAGGAAUUCCUCAGCACAUCAGCAAAUGUAAAGGCAUCGGCAAGAGCAGCAGCAGCGGUAGCCACAACAAUAACAGCAGCAGCAACAACCCAACGUUAAAAACAUCGACUUCUUCCACAAUGCAAUCAAUCAAUUACAUUCAAGAACAUCUCAUGCACACCAACCCACGCAAAUCACACUAACAUAAAAAUAGUUGGAGCAACAAAAACUGUCAACUGUCCUUUAAAUGUUCCUGAGCGCAACUCGGGGCGUCGAGCUAUAACAAGCAAACAAAAAAAGAGUAACAUCAAGAUCUUGAGUCUCGCCUUAGUUUAAUUGCGUUAGGCUCGCUUUUUCCAGCCAGUUCGUGCCAAAAUAUACCGAAAUUCUGUGCAAAUCUCUGUUGUGAAUCCAAAAAAGAAAGCUUCAGCUCCUUAACUGCUACUCUCCACCACCACUCACCACCUGCUCUCAGAAUCACCUUCACCACGAAACACGUGUAUUAAGUUUAAGUCUCAAUCAAGCACAUCCAUGAACGUUCAUCGAAGCACACAAACAGACAGAAGACACACCACACAAACCACCCAUCUUAGCAUAAAUGUAAACUUUAAUUUCAGCUAUCGUUUGGCAAAUCACUUUCAAGAAAAAUCUUACCCAAGUUCGCAAGAUGAUAGAAGUUGGUUUUUGAAAAGAAUAGGAAAGGAGCAAUGCAACACAUUUUCGUUUGUUUUUUCACUGAAUAACCCCACAUUACUUAAGCUAAAUAAAAGAAGAAAUUAAAAGGGAAACUUAAAAAACUUAGCUAAAAGAUAUAAACAGAAAAAAAACAAACAAAAAAAUGAAAAACCUUUGUAAAAUGCAAUAAAAAAGAGCAAAAGAAAGACUUGAAAAAAAUUAAUAUAAAAACUAAAAAAAAAGGAAUGUAAACACGAGAAAAAUGUAAGGCGCGGUUAGAAAACAAGCAGAAAUGAGAUCAAGCUAGAAAACACACAAGAACAAGAACUCAAACCUCUUAUAAAACAUUGAAAACGAAACGAGAAUCAAUUCAGCACCAGAAAAGAAACGCAUCAACGCCGUCGUUUAGCGCCCCAAGAAGUCCGCCGCAUCUUAGAGCCUGUAAACCUUUUGCUACUUAAAUCUAAUUUGCAGACACUGACACAUUUAACUAGCUAGUCUAUAUAGGGAAUCGAAUCGGAUCGGUCGAUCGAGUGAUUGUUGAAAUGAGAGCGUGUGAUGGCAAAAGCGGUGCCGGCGCCGCAGCGGGGGCGUGGUCGAUGCAAUCGACGAUGUUGAGGGACGGACGGACUGUGUUUUCGCUUCUUUUUUCGUUCUGUGUAAUGAGUUCAAGGUCGUAAACCAAACUAAGUCAAGCAACUUAAACGAUUUGGUGUUUCCAACGCAGUUGUGAACUAAAAUUUAGUACAUAUUUUUUAAAUAAAAUCAAGAAAAGCCCAAAAAAAUAAGAUGAGAACCAUAUAAAACACACACAAAAACUUAUUAUAAUAGUCGGAGGACGAGACAACACAAGCUACUAACAUUUUUCUCAAGGUAAAUCAAGCAAAACAUGUAACAAAAAAUAUAUACAAAUAUAUAUAUAAAUAAAACAAAAACUCAUAUAAUUUAAUGUUAACUUUUAGACUUACCAGAAAUCUAAAUAUACAUAUAUAUAUAUUUAUAUAACUGCUGCAGCAAAGAAAAACGAAGGCAGAAAAGCGAAGAGGGGAACUAAAACAUUUAAAAUCGUGUGAGAAUCUUUUGAAUUUUGUCGCAGGCGUCCAAAUGUAUUUGCCUAAGUUAUUCUUGUUUUGUUAAAACUUAAAACUUUUGAUUCGUUGGAAACAUAUCAUUUGUUUUUGUUGGUCGACGCCUGCUCUAGAGAAUCAAUUGCUAAAUCAAUUACUUUCUACAUCUAUUUCUAGUACAGACACAUGAACAUAGCAGACAUUUUUAGCACUGAGAACAGGGUCUAAAGCAAUUUUAGUACAUUUUUUGUAAAACGAAAAUGUUAGUGUUCAAAUCUUAGCUCAACGAUCAGUGCUGGAAGUGCUUCGCAAACACCCACAACAAAAAACAAAAGCAGCAUCAACAAUACAAUACAAAUCAGAGGUACUAACUAAAUCUAUGUAAGAGUAAUGAAAAGCAAACAAUUACGAGUUCAUGCUCAUUUCUAAGUAAACCGAUGAAAUCACAACACUGCAGUUUGUAAAGAGUAAAGAAAAAGAAAGGAAACACUUAAUUAUAAUUUAAUUUAUAUGUGUACAACUACAAAUAAUUAUAAUAAUAAAAACAACCACAAAGAUUCAGCGUGUUUACCAGAAAA
Messenger RNA from Drosophila biarmipes, 4974 nucleotides. It is a transcript of the gene rin, whose product is annotated as ras GTPase-activating protein-binding protein 1. Gene Ontology annotation, cellular component: ribonucleoprotein complex; cytosol. NCBI's taxonomy places the organism in Eukaryota, Metazoa, Arthropoda, Insecta, Diptera, Drosophilidae. The transcript has 5 exons. Gene Ontology annotation, molecular function: mRNA binding. The record is from RefSeq and is a predicted model, not a curated record. Bases 568 to 2676 code for a protein of 702 amino acids.